This is a messenger RNA of Candidula unifasciata, 609 nucleotides long. NCBI's taxonomy places the organism in Eukaryota, Metazoa, Mollusca, Gastropoda, Stylommatophora, Geomitridae. The record is from the annotation of a GenBank genome assembly.
AUGGAGCCUUGCAUUUACUUGAAACAUCUGCACAAUUUUCCUACAGAGGACGGAAUACAAUUAGUACAGGAAAGAAAACGAUACAACAGAAAGUUUAGGACACUGUUACCUAAAGUAACGUGUAGAGUUCCGCUCAACACAGCAGAAGCAAAGACUGUUUUGGAACGACUUGCUUUGGAAACAGCAGCCAGAGAAAUGCUAAGAGACUUGUUCUUCUACACCAUAUUUAUGAUGUCAGUGCUCCUGGUUGCCUAUGGACAUAUGGAUGUUCGGAGUCAGUUUCUACAGACCCAGUAUGUGAAACACAAGUUUCUCAAAACGCCGAUAUUUGAGGACCCUGAAGGAGAGGUACACUCGGUGGAAGACUUGUUGCAUUACAUCCGGACCGUUGUUGCCCCGCAGAUGUUGAAAGAUAAAGGCACAAUCUCUAUUGACUACGAUAUUUAUUUAAUGGGCACUGCUCGUUUGAGACAGGUUAGGUCACGGGGUGACUAUGGUAAGAAACCUAUAUACAUAGCUUUUACAGUUCUAAGUUCUUGUGGCUUAUGGUUGAAUUCAAAUGGUCUCUGCGAUAGUGUCCUUUACUUUUACCAGGCAAAUUUGAAGUAA